CUGCCCCCCGCCGCCCCGCGGCCGCAUCCGCCGUGAGAUGGCGGCGCAGUUCCGCAGCUACGUGUGGGACCCGGCGCUGAUCGUGGCGCAGAUGGUGCUGCUGCAGGCCGGCUACUACAGCUCGCUCGGCCUCUGGCUCGCCCUCCUCGGCGCCCUCGGCAGCACCCGACCCUCCCUGCACCAGGUCUUCAGCGACGAGAUUUUAGGCUUCUCAACCCCACCUGGGAGGCUCUCCAUGAUGGCUUUCAUCCUCAAUGCACUCACCUGUGCUCUGGGGUUGCUGUACUUCAUCCGAAGAGGAAAGCAGUGCCUGGAUUUCACAGUCACAGUUCACUUCUUCCAUCUUCUGGGCUGCUGGAUUUAUAACUCGCACUUUCCCUCAACUCUGACGUGGUGGCUGGUGCACAUCGUCUGCACAGCGCUCAUGGCUGCAAUUGGGGAAUACCUCUGCAUGAGGAUAGAACUCAGAGAAAUCCCACUGAAUUCUGCUCCCAAGUCCAACGUAUAAACUUGCUCUGGCAACAACAUGCUGCAUUGCAUCAUUGUUUCCAGCACAAGUACAUCUAAUGCCUGAAAGUCAUCACUGAAGAAGCACAGCAGGUCUGUUUAGACUUUUCUUUUUUUUUUAAGAUCUUGGUGACUGCGUGAGUGUGAGCAUCUCCUCUGUCAUCAUCAGACAACGGGGAGGAGCAGAUGUUUAUUUUAUUAACACAAAGCAUUAAUGACUGUAUGGCAAGUGUGCUCUUAAGCUCUUCAUUCAUGAGACUGCUAAAAACCAAGUAGCAAAUCUUCAUGCCUGAGGAGCACCUGGAAUUAAGCAAACGUGAGAGGUCCCUGUAUGGGUAUUGCAGCGGUCAGCUCAUCUUGCAGGAGCUGGCACAGUGAGCAGUGGGGCCAGGAGCUGCUGCUACCAGGUUGUAAUUCACAUGUGCUUUGGUUGGAAAGAAGUCAAGGAAGUGAAUGGGCGGGGGAAAAAGAACAUAACUGUACUUAAUGUGAAUCACCAGCUGAGACCCUAAAUAACCUAUAAUCUUAGAUGGGUUUGUUUGCUGUUUCCAUGUUUAAUGCAUAGAGAUGUCAGACAGCAGUUUGCUGAAGAAGUCUUUUGUAAUAAUAAAAGUAUUAUGUUGCUGUGA
Messenger RNA from Cygnus atratus (black swan), 1136 nucleotides. It is a transcript of the gene SYS1, whose product is annotated as SYS1 golgi trafficking protein. Gene Ontology annotation, cellular component: trans-Golgi network; Golgi membrane. Gene Ontology annotation, biological process: protein localization to Golgi apparatus; Golgi to endosome transport; Golgi to plasma membrane protein transport. The record is from RefSeq and is a predicted model, not a curated record. The coding region runs from base 38 to 508 and encodes 156 amino acids. The transcript has 3 exons. Lineage: Eukaryota; Metazoa; Chordata; Aves; Anseriformes; Anatidae.